This is a messenger RNA of Dioscorea cayenensis subsp. rotundata (Guinea yam), 985 nucleotides long. Its product is annotated as putative germin-like protein 2-1. The coding region runs from base 44 to 727 and encodes 227 amino acids. Lineage: Eukaryota; Viridiplantae; Streptophyta; Magnoliopsida; Dioscoreales; Dioscoreaceae. Gene Ontology annotation, cellular component: cell wall. The transcript has 2 exons. The record is from RefSeq and is a predicted model, not a curated record. Gene Ontology annotation, molecular function: manganese ion binding.
CCCAUCAUCUCUUCACUGGUCUUUCAAUCAAGAGCUGUGAAGAAUGGCCACUACAAAUCAAACACUCAUCUUUCUUGCAUUCUUCACAAUAACUUCAUCUCUUUGCUUUGCUUUUGAUCCAAGUCCUCUCCAAGACUUUUGUGUUGCUGAUCUCAAUUCUCAAGUGUUCGUGAAUGGGUUUGUGUGCAAAAACCCUACAACAGUCACAGCUGAGGAUUUCUUUCUCUCUGGCUUCGACAAACCUGGUAACACAAUGAAUCUUCUUGGCUCUAAUGUAACUCCGGCAACAAUAGGCCAAAUGCCAGGAUUGAACACUCUUGGUAUCUCCUUCGUUCGCAUAGACUAUGCUCCGGGAGGAAUUAACCCUCCUCAUACUCAUCCUCGAGCUUCCGAAAUCCUUGUUGUCGUCGAAGGCACUCUCUACGUCGGUUUUGUUACUUCAAAUCUUGUCACUUCUAAUCCCAACAAUACAUUUUACUCGAAGGUUUUACAUCCCGGCGAUGUUUUCGUUUUUCCUCAAGGUCUUGUACACUUUCAGUUCAAUUAUGGGCAUUCAAAUGCAGUUGCAUUUGCAGCGCUGAACAGUCAAAACCCUGGAGUGGCUAUAAUUGCUAAUAAUGCGUUUGGACCAAAACCUCCCAUUUCUGAUAUUGUUCUUGCCAAGGCAUUCCAGUUGAGCAAGGAAGCAGUUGACAUACUUCAAGCUAGACCUUGGCCUACCAAUUAAUUAUUACCACCAUAUUUCUCAACUUCAUCGACUAUAUAUCUAUAUAUAUAUACUUGUUUAUGUUUGUUUUGCAAAUGGGCAGACAUGUUGCUUUUGUGUGAGCAUGCAUGUUUGCUAGUUGUGCUUUAUGUGUGUGUGUGUGUGUGUGUGCACUCAUUAAGUUUGUUUUGUUAACAGAACAUGCACGCAUGUUUGCUAUUAGUUGUUGUAUGAGAGAUCAGUUGAUUUAAAUGAAUUUUUCAUCCUUUUUCUUUCUUA